UACAGGCUGUGUGACGGAGCAGCAGCAGCUAACAGAUGCUCAGAGCCCCAUGUCGGAGGUCCAAUAACACCCGGGUGGACGCAUGUUUUUACCCCAGACUUCUUAUCGAGGCUCGGUUGUGUUUGCACCGUUAAACCAGCACGAAGAACGCAGCGGAUCUCCUGCAUGUGACCCGCAUAACAUGCAUUGGAUUUUUCUUUAUCCCAGAGAGAAGCAGUGAGGCUGCAGCACAACAGCAGAGUUACCCAUGCUCUGACACACACUGGUCUGCAAACAGGAUGGACAGUUUACCUUGUAUAGCGCCCCCUUGUGGUGUGGAGGAAUGAGGGCGUCUGGAUGAAGGCCAUGGAGCUGAAAGUGUGGGUGGACGGAGUUCAGCGCAUCGUGUGCGGCGUCACAGAGUUCACAACAUGCCAGGAAGUCGUCAUCGCUUUGGCUCAAGCCAUAGGACGCACCGGCAGGUAUACUCUGAUCGAGAAAUGGCGUGACACAGAACGCCACCUGGCCCCGAACGAAAACCCCGUGGUGUCGCUCAACAAAUGGGGUCAGUAUGCCAGCGACGUGCAGCUCAUCCUCCAUCGGACCGGCCCGUCUGUCAGCGAGCGGCCAAACUCUGACCGACAAACCCGGUUCCAAGAGAGAGGAUUUUACCGCCAGAGUCUGCCUCCUCUGGCCAAACUCCGGCCCUCAGGGAACGACAGCUCGCUCAAACGAAGGGAACCAAAACGCAAAUCCUUGACUUUCACCGGGGGGGCCAGAGGUCUGCGGGACCUGCUGUGGAAAAGCAGAGAUACUGAAG
Molecule: messenger RNA, 799 nt
Organism: Notothenia coriiceps (black rockcod)
Lineage: Eukaryota; Metazoa; Chordata; Actinopteri; Perciformes; Nototheniidae
Product: ras association domain-containing protein 8-like
Exons: 3
Biological process (GO): signal transduction
Source: RefSeq, a predicted model, not a curated record